AUGCAUGCGACGCUUCCAUCCAAUCGAGUUUUCUUUCAGGUAGCACUAUGUAUUCUGUUAGGAGUCGUGAUUUGCGUUUUUGUCAUUGGACUUUGUGUUUAUAUCAAAAUGCAAAAGAUCAAACAACAUGAGAGAGUUUGUCGACGUUUAGCAAACGAUAGUGAUGAAAGUAUUGAUACAUCUUCAACAAAACAAAAGAAAAAAGUUGAGACAUACGAUGAAGCGCUCGACUGUUUACAGGAGAUGAUUGACAAUAAUAUACAAUCAUCAGCACUGUUCUCGAGUAGUUAUAUGGAUUAUUUAUUCAAUUCCUUAGAAACAAUGUCCAAGAAAGAACUCAUUCAUUUGGUACGUAUGCUUCAAUUACAAACGAAGAAGACGAUACGAACAUCAUCGCUAAUAAGCCAAGAAUCGGAUGACAGAAGAAGUUCAACGACAAAGACAAGUUUAGCAGAUGAUCGGGAUAAUCCAUUGAAAAAGAGCGAAAAAACAAGCAGAGACACAAGUUGCAAAACGAUAGCUUGUAAAGAUGACGAGUCCGUUUCUCUUUAG
Molecule: messenger RNA, 552 nt
Organism: Didymodactylos carnosus
Lineage: Eukaryota; Metazoa; Rotifera; Eurotatoria; Philodinida; Philodinidae
Source: the annotation of a GenBank genome assembly